This is a messenger RNA of Panicum hallii, 2210 nucleotides long. RefSeq names its product ribulose-1,5 bisphosphate carboxylase/oxygenase large subunit N-methyltransferase, chloroplastic. The transcript is spliced from 17 exons. Bases 96 to 1742 code for a protein of 548 amino acids. The record is from RefSeq and is a predicted model, not a curated record. Gene Ontology annotation, biological process: peptidyl-lysine monomethylation. Gene Ontology annotation, molecular function: protein-lysine N-methyltransferase activity. NCBI's taxonomy places the organism in Eukaryota, Viridiplantae, Streptophyta, Magnoliopsida, Poales, Poaceae.
UCUACUAUACACGGGAAAACGAUAAAACGAGUUCGUUUCCGGGCGCGGGCGGCGGCCUCCCUCUGAAGCGCUCGCGCAAUUCGUCGAACGCCGCCAUGGCAGCCACCGCUGACGCCGCCGACGAGGCCAAGCUCGAAUCGUUCCUCCAAUGGAUGCAGGCCAACGGCGCCGACCUCCGCGGCUGCACGAUCCGCGCGUGCGGCGGCGGCAAGGGCUUCGGCGUCUUCUCCACCGCCGCCCCCGAGCCGGGCGCCACCGAUGGGGUGGUGAUGGUGGUGCCCCUCGACCUCGCCGUCACGCCGAUGCGGGUGCUGCAGGACCCGCUCGUGGGCCCGCGGUGCCGCGCGCUCUUCGAGGAGGGGGGCGUCGACGACCGCCUCCUCGUCAUGCUCUUCCUCAUGGCCGAGCGGCGGCGCCCUGGCUCGCUCUGGAAGCCGUAUUUGGAUAUGCUUCCAAGCACCUUCGGGAGCUCCCUUUGGUUCAGCGAGGAGGAGCUUGCCGAACUGGAAGGGACGACUCUAUACCGUGCUACGGUGAUCCAGAGGAAGUCGAUGCAGUCCUUAUUUGAUGAGAAGGUUAAAGGUCUCGUUGAGGAGCUUUUACAUGCCGAUGAGUCAGCAAGCUCAACUGAGGUGGUGUUUGAGGACUUCCUUUGGGCAAACUCAAUCUUCUGGACUCGAGCACUGAACAUACCAUUGCCUCAUUCUUAUGUUUUUCCGGGGUUAUGUGGCGAUCAACACACAAGAACCGACGAUGAUGUUUGCGAUUCUGGUCUCCCUGCCCACCAGGAAACUGACGUCAAAGCUAAGGAUAGUACUGCUGAUGAAAAUUCUAAACCAAGUAACACGGAGUCGAUUUGGGUUGAGGGCCUUGUUCCAGGAAUUGAUUUCUGCAAUCAUAAUGUAAAGGCACUGGCAACAUGGGAAGUUGAUUCUGUGGGAAAUGCUACUGGAGUUCCUGCUUCGAUGUACCUUAUGCUUGCUGACAAAAGUUCUGUUGAGGCUGGAGCAGAGAUCUACAUAAAUUAUGGCAACAAAGGAAAUGAGGAACUACUGUACCUUUAUGGAUUUGUGAUUGACAACAACCCUGAUGAUUUUCUCAUGGUUCAUUAUCCUGUGGAAGCUCUUAGACAGAUCCAGUCUGCUGAUAUUAAGAUGAGACUACUGGAGAUACAGAAGGGUGAAUUGAGAUGUCUCCUACCCAGAAGUUUGCUUGAUAAUGGAUUUUUUGGUAUUCAUUCCAGUGAAGAUAAGGAUAACAAGAAAAAUAUCAGUCCUUUUUCUAGUUAUAGUUGGAGCGGUCAACGCAAAGUUCCAUCAUAUCUCCACAAAAUUGUUUUCCCUCAGGAAUUUAUGAGUACUCUACGUACGAUUGCCAUGCAAGAUCAUGAGCUUCAACAGGUCGCUUCUUUACUUGGAGAGGUUGGAUCUAGUGAAGAUAGAGAACCAUCUGAUGCAGAGAUCCAAAGUGCUGUUUGGGAGGUCUGUGGUGAUCAAGGGGCACUGGGUUUGCUUGUGGAUCUUCUUAGGGUCAAAAUGGCUGAACUUGAAGAGGGCUCUGGAACAGAAGAAUCUGACACGCAACUGCUUGAGGAGUUCUAUUCCAUUCAUUCAGAAGGCUACGUGAGUGUACCGAAGAGGGCAAAAGCAGUUAACAAGGUUGUUCCUGAGGGAGGCAGAGUAUCUUCUGGAGCUUUCUGCAAAAGAACAGACCUAAGAAACCUAUCUGGUCUGCAAAUUUAGAGUUGUCGUGGAAGAUAAUGUCCAGGCUUGCGGCAGUUUAGAAUUGCAGAAUUGUCAAGCUAAUGCUAGUAUCCGCACUUGAUGGAGUAUGACCAAAAGAGGCACCUGGCUGUAGUAAUAGUUUGAUGGGGGUUCUGACGACCUUCUCUGAGCACGGGAGGGAGCUAUCAGGUGGCGAAGUUGCAUUAGGUCCAGGUCUCCACCAUAUAUCCUUUCCGGCAACAGCAUAGGGGUUUUAUUAUUUAUUUAUCUCUACUCAGGAGGAGGCUUGCAUUGCAUUGGAGUUGGAUUAUUCUUUACCGUAUCAGGGUAGCAUAUUAAUACUUACCAUAUUAUCGUCUUCGUAUACACUGUACUGGGGGUGUUUGGAUCUCAAGGUAUAAAGUUUAGUCUUGUCGCAUCGUCACAUCGUAUGUUUCGAUACCAAUUAGAGAACUAAAUGAACUAAUUAUAAAACUAAUUGCGGAA